AUGAAUUCGAUGUACGACCACCAAGUACCGUCCACAUCGAACGGAUCAAACUUAUUGACUCCUCCGAAUAUGAUGCCUCAUCCAUCACCAUUUCGAGUUGCUAAUGCUGGUCCAGUCCAAAAAGUUCGAGAUAGCUGUGGAAUAAGAAAUCCUACAUAUUUUAAUCAAUGGAUGACUGAAAACCCAGCUAUGUGUGGAAAUUAUAGACAUGAUGGAAGCCGACCUGGAAGUACAGCUGGCAGUAUAGCUGGUUCUGUAGCAACGGGGCUUUCUGGAAACAUGUCAGAGAUGUCAAUAGGCCAAAUGAGUUCUCUAACAGUAGACACACAAGUUACAGCAGUUGCAUAUUCUUAUCCGCAACCGCCUGUGAUGCCUACUUCUUCAUCUAGUAUUGAGAAUUAUGAUUUCUCGCAGCUGUACUCUGAAAUAGAUCAGAACGUUGAUCAUGUACUUAGAGCAUUUUCAAUGAGAAACUCUAUUUAUCGAAGAAAAGCUACAAACUCUGUGAUGGAUAUGGCAAAUCGGAAAUAUUUAACCUAUGUACAACCGAAAAAAAUGAAAAGACUCUUGAGUGCAAUGUUUGAUGUCAUCGUAGAUAAGGAUGCUGAGCCUGAAACAGUUGCUCAUUUGCUCAAAAUAAUAUGUUUAAUCCAUGCGGAACCUAUGAUUGAAGAACUAAUGACAGAGCAGAAAGGGCGACCUUUACUGGCUGCAUGGUCGAGAAUUCAUGCUAAUAUGCCAUAUACUCAAAACGCUUUAACAGCUGUGUGGUUAAUGCUUUGUCACAAAAAUACGAGACGAAGACGAUAUGUUAGAUCUAAGGAAUCAAUUAACCAACUGAUGCAAAUAGCUUUGAUUGACGACAUGAAUUAUACUGUGAAAGCUCUUGCCAUCGGCAGUACACGAUUGUUGCUCUCCAAAUACCCCAUUAUGAAAGAACAUUUCAAUCAGCAUAUUGGCAUGUAUCGAAUUCUGCCUUUCUUGGACAUGGGGAUGGAUGAAAAAGUUAUAGCCGAGACUGCGAAACUUUGUCUAUCUUUAAUAUGUUCUUCAUCCAAAGAGUAUGCGAUGUCUUUCUUGAAUUAUGGUGGUGUAGAGAGAACCACAAACUUGUUGUCUCAUGGAUCACCUCGUGUGCUUACCGAUUGUUUACAUUGUUUGUCAGCCGUUAGUGACCUACCGGAGAUGCGUAUGCUCGAUCUAGCUCCCACCAUAUUAGCUGUGAUUCGUUUGUUUGGCUCGGAAGAUCCUCGUACUGCACAGUAUGGUACUGCGUUCAUCUUGAACGUCUCUGCUCUUUCUUCAUCUCAUAAAAAAUUUAUAACAGAGGCCAGAGGUCCUGCUUUAAUAAUGUCUGUGUUGUCAAUGGUUAGGGAGUAUAUUAAAUAUCCUCUACCUACCAUAAGACAGAUUGUUGACUCAAUUUUAGUCAAUGCUUUCGGCUGCCUGGCCAACCUUACCUUAGGUGGGCCAGGUGAUGAAGAAUGGCUGAUACAAGCUAGGCAGCAGGUGUCUCAACAUGAUCCUAGAUUCCUAUUAAAUACAUUAGCAAAUCGAAAUGUAGUAGAGCUUCGAGCAAAAAUUUUAUUAAUAUUAGAGCGGGUAUUUACUUCUGUUCCCGAAUAUAUGAAAUUAUUCAUUGAUCUUCGAGAUGACUGUCAUCAACAAACAUUAUCGACGAUAGUAAUGCAAUUAGUUUUUGAUCUUCUGAAUCGAUAUCCACAGUUUAUGAAUGCUUCUCCCAAUGAAAAGAAGCAGAUCAACGAUCUCGUUCGUCGUGGAAUGAAAUUGUUGUGCGUUUUAGCUAGUUACCCUGAUAUAGCUCAAGCAAUAGGCAGCACUCUCCAACAAGAGCGAUUAAACCCUCUUCAAUAUUUAAGAAUAAUCAGAGACUUCAACGAUGAAGUCACAAACUUGUUACGUUGUUGCAUGCUCCGUUUCAUUGAUGAAUUAACAUCAGCUGAUGAUCGGAAACGGUUAUUAUUUAAUUGGCUUCAUGAUGAUGUUGAGUGUGCCAAGAUUGUACAUCAUGCUACUGCUGUACAUGGAACUGAAAUCAGAAAAUAUGCUGUUAAUUUGCUCAAUAGAUAUGAAUCUUUUUUCAACCCCAUGGAACCAAUACCAAAUAACUUGAAUUACGCUCAAGCCAUGCAUCCAGAGUACUUAUAA
This is a messenger RNA of Auanema sp. JU1783, 2169 nucleotides long. NCBI's taxonomy places the organism in Eukaryota, Metazoa, Nematoda, Chromadorea, Rhabditida, Rhabditidae. The record is from the annotation of a GenBank genome assembly.